This is a messenger RNA of Eurypyga helias (sunbittern), 494 nucleotides long. RefSeq names its product NEDD4 binding protein 2-like 1 (gene N4BP2L1). NCBI's taxonomy places the organism in Eukaryota, Metazoa, Chordata, Aves, Eurypygiformes, Eurypygidae. The annotation marks the transcript as partial. The transcript has 4 exons. The record is from RefSeq and is a predicted model, not a curated record.
ACAGCUGAAACGCGACCAUCCUGGUGCCGUAGUCCUUAGUACUGACGACUUCUUUAUGGAGAAUGGUGUGUACGUGUUUGAGCCCGACCUCCUAGAGGAUGCACACAAAUGGAACCAGAAGAGAGCGUACAAGGCCAUGAAGAAUGGGAAAAGCCCGAUUAUUAUUGAUAAUACCAACAUCCACGCUUGGGAAAUGAAGCCGUAUGUGAUGAUGGCACGCGAAAAUAGAUAUGAAGUUAUAUUCCAAGAACCAGAUACACCCUGGAAGUUCAAUGUUCACGAACUGACGAGAAGAAAUACUCAUCACGUCCCUCGAGAGAAGAUACAGCGGAUGAAAGACCAAUACGAGCACCAUGUCACCUUCCACAGUGUUCUCCAGUCGGAAGAGGCAAGCAGAGAGGAGAGAAGCUCCAGUGGACCAAAUGCAGCACACGGCAUGGGUGCCCAUUCCACGCCUCCUCCAGCCUUCCCUAACAGAAGGCCUCACGUGGCAC